Messenger RNA from Prorocentrum cordatum, 2845 nucleotides. The record is from the annotation of a GenBank genome assembly. Lineage: Eukaryota; Dinophyceae; Prorocentrales; Prorocentraceae.
GUGGACGACAGGGACGAGUUACUGGAGAGCAUUAACGCGGCGAGACGGCUCGACGGGCUCAAACCGUUGGCUAAGAGACCAAGGAUAACACCGAUGGAGACGGAGGCCACCAAGACGGACACAGGCGACGACGAGCUGCUACUGCUGUACGAGGACGAGGAGAUGAUCUACCUCACGAACGCGGCGAAGCGCGACGCGGUGGUGGAGGCCAGGCUCACGCCGGACGAAAAGGUGCAGUUCGACGAGGCCAAGACCAAGGCAUUGCUACCCUGGAUCGAGAACCAGGCGUGGCAGGCGGUGAACGAGGCGACGGCGGGAGCUGGCGAAGUGUGUCCGAUGAGGUUUCUGCUGAAGUGGAAGAUGAAGGACGGAGCUCGAGAGGCAAAUGCGCGAGUGAUUCUUCAAGGAUUUCACUUGGAGGAGGUGACGAGCACCAACGUGGAGAAGGCAAGCCCUACUCUGACGAGGCUCGCGAGGUACCUCAUCCUGCUCAUCUUGCGCCAGCAGUCGUGGAAGAUGGUGGCAGCUGACGUGAAGAGCGCAUUCCUGCAGGCCAAAGACAUUCGUGAGCAGGGUGUGCGCAUUUUCAGCAGACCGACGAAGGACAUCCGAAGGAGGUUGGCAAAGAUGAUGGGCCUAAAGGACGACGAGAUAUUGCAGAUGCUUAAGCUAGCUUUCGGAGAUGUUCGCGCUCCAAGGCAGUGGAAUCAGACGAUCACGGAGGCCAUGAUCGACAUCGGAUUUCUUCAGCACCAGCUGGAUCGGUGCUGUUUUCUGUCGUACCGCAUCGCGGCCGACGGCGACGACCCCUUUCUGGUGUGGAGCGCAGACGACGGCCAGAACUACGUCCUGGACGGCAUUCUGGGUUUACACGUGGACGACUUCAUCGGCGGCGGCGAGAACUUGGAGUGCGAGGCCGACCUGACCGACAAGCAGGCCUACGAGGGCACGUUCCUGGACAGGGUGCAGACUCUCAGCAGGCGCUUUAAGUUCGGCAAGUGGGAGCUUCAGAACGGUAUCGUUUUCUGCGGUAUGGAGACCACGCAGUCGCAGUCAAGGAACGAGAUCGAGGUCAAGGCCGAGCAGUACAUCCACAAGGCGAAGCCGAUUAGCAUCGAGAAGGUACGCCGCCAGCACCCGGACGAUUUGUGCACGCCGAAGGAGAUCAGCCAGCUACAAGGACUUAAUGGAGCUAUGCAGUGGCCGGAAUCCCAGUGCAUGGUGCAGGCGGCGGCGACAGUUUCUUUUGCCCAAGGUGACGUGAGCAAAGCCACGGUUGGAAGUUUGCUGGAGGCCAACAAGUCAUUGCGGCUCCUGAAGGCGAGUGGCGACGUGGGCAUCCGUAUUCGUUACGUGCCCAAGUGGGAGCAGCUACGACUCGGAGUGUACUGGGACGCUUCAUGGGCAACAAGACAAAACGGCGAGUCGCAAGGAGGCUACGUGAUCUUCGCGAUCGAGGACGACAGGAUCGACGACGGCCAGGCCACGUUUUUGGUUAUCAUCGAUUGGACGAACAAGAAGUUGGUUCGCAUUUGCAGGAGUUCUCUGGCCGGGGAGGCUCAGGCGGCGGCCAACGCGGUGGACGCUCUGGAGUUUGCGAAGACGAUGCUGACCACGAUGCUCUACCCCAACAUGCAGCUGACGGGGCCGGACAUGCUGCAGGUGCUCGGGCGAAGCCCGUGUAUCACAGACUGCAAGGCGCUCUACGAUGCAGCCAAUUCUCAGGCGCCAGCCGGUGGCCUGACGGAGCGCAGGACGGGCAUCGAGAUCAUGCAAGUGAACGAGAAGAUGAAGGAGUUCGGCGGAGUGUGGAGAUGGACGAAUACACAUCAGCAGAUGGCGGACGGGCUGACUAAGUUGCAGGUGCGACAGCAGUUCGUGGAGAAGCUGAGGAGGAUGACACACGCGCUGAAGUACGACGCGACGUUCACGGCAGGCAAGAAGAUCAGCCAGCAAGAGCGUGACAAGAACGAGCAGGAGCUAAACGACGCGGCGGCCGACUUCGACGAGGCGAAUGCGGUGGACCAGACACCAGAUGAAGUGCCAGCGCGAGAGAUGGUCAGAGCGACGAGGGCAGGGACCAGGACAGCACAGAGACUGGCGGCGCUUGUGGCGACAACGGCGGCUACGACGACAAAAGCGGAGGAGACCUGCCCAAGCCUGGACAUCAACGAGACGCAGUGGAUCUACGUGACCGUGCUCACGAUGUCGCUGGUUGUGAUGGUGCUGGUUUGCGGCAGUUGUUUGUGUGUGACGUGCUAUUUCAAACGGGCGAAUGAGCGAUUCUGGAAAACAAAGAACGAGGAGAUGAAACGCUGUUUGAGAGACACGCCAGCCUCACGCAGAGACGACAACGCCGAGUACAUGCGGAUGAAGACGAAGUUGAGUGAGCAAGCCGAUGAGAUCGAGCGCUUGAAAGAGAAGAACGAAGGGCAACGGAGUAAGAUCGAAGAAAGAGCCAAGCAGAUAGUCGACAUGCAGCCAUACAUGGAGAAGCUGAUGACGGAUUUCGAGCAGCGCGGCAAGAGCUUAGCGGCAUACGACGAGAAGCUGACCAAGACCGAGAAGCUACUGCAGGACGCCAACGAGGAGCUUGGACUGUGCUACAAAAGGCUGUCGACGCUGAACGGUUCGAACGACAAGUUGGAGCGGCAGCUGAAUAACACGAGGAACGAGUUACGGCAGAUGACGCUGAGAGCUCGAGACGUGCCGGAGCCCAAACGAAUGAGGUCGGCGAACACUCAGUCACAGUGUACGUAUCGACGAGAUCUAGCCACGCCGAGGUUCCAGGAGAUAAAGUCGAUUCACGAGCCGACGGUGACCACGACGGACGAGUUCACGGCAG